Messenger RNA from Varanus komodoensis (Komodo dragon), 4525 nucleotides. RefSeq names its product ANTXR cell adhesion molecule 1 (gene ANTXR1). Bases 2924 to 3817 code for a protein of 297 amino acids. The record is from RefSeq and is a predicted model, not a curated record. The transcript is spliced from 13 exons. Lineage: Eukaryota; Metazoa; Chordata; Lepidosauria; Squamata; Varanidae. Gene Ontology annotation, cellular component: membrane. Gene Ontology annotation, molecular function: signaling receptor activity.
AUAAGCAAUGCUUGGAAAUUCCCAGGGCCCAACAGCUGGAGCCGUUUCCACAGUUGAUCUCAUGAGAGUCCAGACUCUGUUCUCCAACUGUGUUGCAUUUCCUGGAUGGGCGCCUGGGAAGGGUUCUGUGCCGUAAUCUUACCUUUGCAGAACAGGAGCAAAUGUUUAGCACAAUAGGAGGCUGCAAGAGCCGCUCUCCUUCCAGUGCUAGUGUUUUACCUUCCUUUGCUUGUUUCUAGGCUGACCUUUGCAUUAUGCCUGGCUCAACUCUGGUGAGCCCAGCUUAAAACCAAGCUCUUAGCUUAAAACCAAGCUCUUAGUUCAUGACAGUGGAUUUCUCUAGAAACCUCUGAAUUACUAAAUUGCAUCUAGAAAGGAAAGACAGCUUCCUCCUUAAAAAGAAGUGAGCUUUUUUAUUUUCAUUUUCAAUUUUUUUGCUGGCAUUCAGUGGAUUGGUGGCGGCACUCUUCUGUGUGAAGAGAUGUGUGGGACGCUCUCAUGGAAAAAAGAGCUGUAAUUUUAGAUGUUUGGAUUCUUGUUCCAAGGGGAGAAAAAAAGCCUGAAGAUGUACUUAUGUGGCAAAUUUAAAAAGUGGUGUGCAACUGAGAAAGGCAGCCUCAAACCACCAAAAACGCAAGUCCAGCAGAACGCGGAAUUGCAACAGCAAAGCCCAGGCAGCUGCGAAUGAGGGUUGCUAGCAACUGCCCGGAGCGCUCAGGCUUAAUCUUUGGCAUUUAAAAAAUAUGCAUAACUUCCAUAAGCCAUGGAAAAAAGAUCCCAUGUUUUUAAGUGCUGUUUCUUAUUCUCAGUUGCUUUGCAGCACAGGGAAAAAAUGUGGAACCGUCUCUAGCGCGAGUGGAUCCGCGUGCCAGAUCUCAUUGCUGGCCUGCAUUUUCCAGCACCCCGUAUCCUGCUGGAUGAAAACCAGCUGUCUUGGGGCAGGGAGGAAUCGGUCCCACACUUCCUGCCCCGUGAUGACGAGCGCAAUUGGUAGCUCUCUCACUUGCUUCAGCUAUCCUAGUUUAUGACGAUUAAAAAUACGUGCAGGGAUUUCACACUCUGUAAAGUGGCAGGAGAAAACCUCAAAUGGAGAAGCCCCCCCACCCCAUGUUUCCACUGAACCAAAUGGAUGGUUGUUAAGAAGCUCAUUAUGCAGGGACCGGAUGGGGGAAGGAGAGCCAGUAAGACCUGUGCUGGGAUGGGGAGCUGGGUAAUUUUGGGGGGGGGGUGGCCCCAGAAAACUGGUGGAGAAACACUCUGUUCUCUGUGCCUGCGUGGAAGACUGGGAGGAACGGGGGCAGCCAUGUGCCUGGCCAGGUGUAGGAUCACCUGUCGGGGAAAUGCGGCAAGUUAUCACCCUUCGUGGCAGCCCUCAUCCCUGUUUGUUGUGAAAGCCCAACGCAGACAGUGGGUUGUCCUCUCGGGAUAUUUAUUCACAUACUUCUUUAAAACAUUUGUAUGCCAGCCUAUUGAGCAUCUCUGGGCGGCUCACAACACAAUAUAAAAACACAACAAAGCAUAAUAAAAACUAUAACAGUUUACAUUAAAAACAAUAAAAUACAGUAAAACAUACAAAACAAAGGUCUAUGGCCAUUAGUUAUUAAAAUGUUUUUUAAAAAGGAAGGGGAAAAGGGAUGCUGCUGUCGUUUGCAUAGUCCCUCCGAAUCGGGACAGCAAACCGUGGCUUGAUCUUGCAGUUGCUUCGCUUGUUAACCUGUGCAAAGAACUUAGCAAGUUCACGUUUGCAUCAGAUAACGGAGAUACAUGCCAUGUAUGGAUGAAUCAGAGAGUAGAUUUCGUAAUAUUGCAGCACUGGCCAAACGGGCUCGUUUUAUUGCGUUAUAAGAAGGAAAAUGAGAUUGUUCUUGUUUUGCUUUUCACUAUCUGUGAACUCACGUAUUGAUAAAUAUGGAGUAUGUGUUUGAUGUGAUCUCACGUAAAUGUUGAAAAACAACAUUUAAAUCAAACAUGGUUUUAAAAAGAGACUGCUGCUUGGACCAGAGUGUUGUGAACAGGUCAGUUGCAGUGCAAUGCACCUGUCUUCUCUUUUGCUUCCUGAGAGGACAGUCCUCUAUUUGAUAGGCUGCUGCAAGGCCACCCUACCUGAAGCACCAUCCUGUACUUAAACCAAGAUGAGAGCAGUCACCCAGCAAAGCACGUGGCUCACCUUGUCACAGUCUCCACAUGCCAAAGCAACGGACUGGCUGUCUGCUCAGUCCUUCAAUCUCAAGGAUUCUUUCUAAAUUUGCAUCCGUACCUGAGCGCUGGCAUGCGUCUGUUCUGUGCAAAUCAGCUCCUCUGGGGCUGCACAUUUCUUUUUUGCUGGCGAUUCGUAAGUGGCCACCUCAGAAAUGGUAUGAACAUUCAAAAAGUACUAUAAAAAAUAGCAGGUGUUGUCAUGUUUGACCAACAGCUCCAGCAUCAAUCUUGCUGGAACCCCCCUCUUCUUCCAAGGUGGCAGCUGACCAGAUGACAUGGCUGAGCAUCCAGGGAAUCUGUCUCAGAACUGUGCUGAAGUGUGGCUGUGAUUCGUUGCUUGGGUUGCUUCGGUCGCAUCACAUUACAAGUCCGGCGCAGUCAUUGCAGAAUGCCGGGAACCAGUCCCAAGGGUCUACCUGGAACGUAAAUUUCUGGCACGCGCCUUUCAAGCCAAUGCACCAAAUUGUGACGCUUCCCCUCCCAACCCCCAACAAAUGUGAAAGGCAUUUUCAGCAGCCCAUCAGUGGCAGACUUGAUGAGCUAUGCAGCUGUUCAGAUGAACCAAAUCUAAUAAAGCAUCAACAACAGAAAAGUUCCUAUAAUUAAACCCAUAUUCCCUGGAAUUGUUAUUUUUUCCAGAUCAGGAAGUGUCCUGCACCACUGGAGUGAAAUCUAUUACUUUGUGGAACAUCUGGCCCACAAAUUUAUAAGCCCCCAGCUGAGGAUGUCCUUCAUUGUUUUCUCGACGAGAGGCUCCACCCUUAUGCCGCUCACGGAGGACAGAGAACUGAUACGCCAAGGUUUGGAGGAGCUCCAGAAAGUCCUGCCAGGAGGAGAUACUUACAUGCAUGAAGGAUUUGAAAGGGCAAGUGAGCAAAUUCACCGGGAAAAUGUUCAAGGUUACAGGACUGCGAGUGUCAUCAUUGCGCUGACGGAUGGGGAACUUCACGAGGACCUUUUCUUCUAUGCGGAACGAGAGGCCAACCGAUCACGAGAUCUGGGAGCGACUGUGUACUGUGUUGGUGUGAAAGAUUUCAACGAAACGCAGCUGGCUCGAAUCGCGGACAGCAAGGACCACGUGUUCCCUGUGAAUGAUGGCUUUGAAGCUCUCCAGGGGAUCAUCGACUCCAUCUUAAAGAAGUCGUGCAUCGAAAUCCUGGCUGCGGAACCUUCUAGUAUCUGUGCAGGAGAGUCUUUCCAGGUCGUUGUGACGGGAAAUGGCUUUCGACACGCCCGCAACGUCGACCGGGUCCUGUGCAGCUUCAGGAUCAAUGAGACCCUCACACUCAAUGAGAAACCUUUCGUGGUUGAAGACACCUACCUGCUCUGCCCGGCACCUGUGCUGCAAGAAGCUGGCAUGGAAGCCGCCCUCCAGGUCAGCAUGAACGACGGCCUGAGCUUCAUCUCCAGCUCCGUCAUCAUCUCCAGCACCCACUGUUCUGAUGGGACCAUUCUGGCCAUCGCCCUGCUGAUCCUCUUCCUCCUGCUGGCGUUGGCGCUCUUGUGGUGGUUCUGGCCGCUCUGCUGUACCGUGAUUAUUAAGGAGCUGCCUCCACCCCCUGCGGAAGACAGCGAGGUUAGUAUCUUGGGCUUUUGCAUCGCUGCUGUUUGUUUAUGAUUUAUUUUACUCCUUUAAAGCAUCCUUACUCUGCCAGAAAAAACACUCAAGCCAAGUGGCUUAAAGACAAUUCAGAAAAAGCAAGUCAAUCCCUGCCUGGAAUUUUGCAGUCUAACAUUCUGAAAUUAGUCUUUUUUGUUGGGCUUGCUGAAGCAGGCUCUUGGGUGGGUCUGAAAGGGCAGGCCUUCCCUGUGGAAGGUCCUGGAUUUCAUCCGCUGUCCACCGACUGCUGAGGCUGCAAAGAGCUUUAUUUUUCAUUUUGCUUUCACUUGACAGCUGUCUAAAAGUAAGCUGUCAAAAGAAACCAAAGUGAUCUUUGCUUGUGAAAAGGAGUGGCCCCAACAGCAAUAUCUUCUAGUUUUGGAGGGGAGCUGACACUGGUGUCUGAACCCAAUUUCCCCAGCUGCUCAUUGGCCCUGUUUGCUCCGAACAGCAGCUGUGGGAGGUUUUGGGCAGGACGCCAGCACAGCCCUCCCAUUUGCAAGUACAGGACCAGGUGGAGGCGGUGUCGCUCCUUUUUCUUCAAAUGAAAGGGUGGCUUUCCCAAAAUGUGAUUAAUGGAAUGUUCCUCGGCCCUACCUUUUUAUUUAUAGUAUGUUAAUGCAAAGGUGAACAUCAUCCAGCUCACCAUCCACGCAUUUUUCUGUGCUUCUGUUCAGUGCAAAGACCGUUUAGUCAAAGUGCUCCAUCACCACGUGUUAGUUUUGC